Messenger RNA from Penicillium angulare, 1662 nucleotides. Its product is annotated as alpha-amylase. Gene Ontology annotation, biological process: carbohydrate catabolic process. NCBI's taxonomy places the organism in Eukaryota, Fungi, Ascomycota, Eurotiomycetes, Eurotiales, Aspergillaceae. Gene Ontology annotation, molecular function: alpha-amylase activity; calcium ion binding. The transcript is spliced from 2 exons. The coding region runs from base 1 to 1662 and encodes 553 amino acids. The record is from RefSeq and is a predicted model, not a curated record.
AUGCGAUCAUCAUCAACAUUCUGCCGCCUCCCGAGUGGCAUCGUUGGCAUAUCAUGUCUGUCCAGCCUAGCAUUGGCCGCCAGCACGUCAGAUUGGAAGUCUAGGACUGUCUACCAAACGAUGACAGAUCGAUUUUCUCGCACAGAUGGCUCGACAACCUUCCCUUGUAAUACCACCGAGGGCUUGUACUGCGGAGGAACAUGGCAGGGAACACUCAGCAAGUUGGAUUAUAUUCAAGGGAUGGGGUUCGACGCGAUUAUGAUUUCACCUAUCAUUGAGAAUGUUGAAGGUCAUGUCAAGUAUGGAGAGGCCUAUCACGGAUAUUGGCCGCUGGACUUAUACUCGCUCAACUCGCAUUUCGGAACUGAACAGGAUCUAUUGGAUUUGAGUAAAGAGGUGCAUGAUCGUGGCAUGUACUUGAUGAUGGAUACUGUCAUCAAUAACAUGGCCUACAUGACAAACGGCAGCUACCCUGGAACAAACAUUGAUUACUCGGUCUUUACACCCUUCAAUAAAUCGAAAUACUUUCACCCUUACUGUCUGAUCACGGACUGGAACAACUUUACAGACGCGCAAAUUUGCCAAACAGGUGAUAACUAUACCGCUUUACCGGAUCUUUUCACUGAGCACACUGAUGUUCAAUCGCUUUUGAUCAACUGGACUACGACCACGAUGACUAAAUAUUCAAUUGACGGACUCCGAAUCGAUGCUGCGAAGAGUGUUACUCCGUCAUUUUUACGAAAGUAUAACGAUGACCUUGGUGUGUUCAUGACUGGGGAGGUUAUGCAACAAGAAAUAUCGACCAUCUGCGAGUAUCAAAAAGAGUACAUUGGAAGUCUUCCCAACUAUCCAAUCUACUACUCGAUGCUACAAGCUUUCACCCUGGGGAACACGACUCAUCUCGCAAACAGCGUGGAUCUGAUGAAAGAUGCCUGCCCCGACAUCACUGCUCUUGUGUCGUUUUCAGAGAAUCAUGACGUUGAACGUUUCCCCAGUUUUGUUGAUGACAUAUCGCUUGCGAAAAAUGUUGUUACUUUCACUCUUCUCUACGACGGUGUCCCAUUCAUUUACCAAGGCCAAGAACAACACUUCAAGGGUGCCAACACACCAGCAAACCGACAAGCUCUGUGGUUAUCCGGCUAUAACACGGAUGCGGAGCUUUACAGUCUCAUCACGAAGCUUAAUAAGAUUCGCAAACAUGCCACCCGAUUAGACAGCAGCUAUGUGGAUCAACACACAUCUAACAUCUAUCUGGGCGGUAGUGAGUUAGGAUUCAGCAAGGGUAUUGAGGGGAAACAAACCAUCAUGCUUCUCUCAACGCAGGGCACAAAUGCGAAACCAUACGAUGUUAUAAUGCAAGGUACCUACAACGCUGGUAUGGACGUAACGGAGGUCCUAUAUUGCAGCAACUACACUGUCGAUGCUUUUGGUGCCCUGAGAGUCGGCAUGGAAUCGGGCUUGCCACGGGUCUUCUUCCCUACGCGACUUAUGGAAGGCAGUGGCCUCUGCGGCUACUCCUCUGCCAACCUGACUUACGCAGAACUCAGGACUGGUCAGUCAGGGUCUCAGCAAAAGUCUCUUGGAGUUGGAUUAAAUCAUAUUCGGGGACAAACUGUUUCCUUUGCAGUACUAUUGGCUCUGAUAAGUCUCAUUGCUGUUUGA